AUGAAUAUUAUCUUUUCUAAUUUUGUUGAUGGUCAUGGCUCUAAUUUGUCAUCUGACUAUGGUGAUGACUCUGAGGAUUUAGUGAUCAUUGGUGAAAAAAGUAGUAAAAGUAACAAAGGAAAGACAAUUGAAGCCACUCAUCAGAUUGUGGAAGUGUCUAAUAGUAGUUUCUGUCAAUCUGACGUGGAAAAUUUUGGAUCAGUAAGUGGGACCGAGACUUCUAAUGGUUACCCUUCGGUAUCUCAUGAUUUAAUCAAUAUUGAUUGUCAUGGCUCUGACCUAUCAUAUGAAGAUGGUUACAACUGUAAGGAUUUAGUAAUAAUUGGUGAAGAAGUCUGUCAAAGCAACAAAGGGAAACAACUCGAAGCCCUUCAUCAAGUUGUGGAAGUGUCUGAUUAUACUUCUUGCCAGUCUGCUGUGAAAAGUUUUGGAUCAGUCAUUGUGCACGACGUGAUGGACAUUGAUGAUGAUGAUGACGACGACGACUCUGAUGAUUUAGUGAUAAUUGAUGAAGUUAGUAAAAGUAAAAAGGAGAAGACCAUUGAAACCAUUCAUCAAGCAGUGGAACAAUUGGAUAAUGUUGAUAUACCGUGUGGAAUUGAAGCACCUGUUACUUUGUUGCCAGAAUCUGACCUUGAUUCAAAGAAGAAAAAUACAUCUGAAAGUAAUUCCUUGCACGAUACACAGUCAGACGCUACAAAUAGUCAUGUGACGACAUCCUCUCAGACUUCUCGGUCAUUAGAAUCCAACUACUCCCGAAUCUAUGGUUUAGCUAGCAAUCCAUACAAGCCACCGGCUUCCACUAAUUUUGAAAGUGCUACAAAGGCAGCUAGCAUUUGCAAUUCAUAUUCCAUGAAUCAAGUGCACAUGGAUAAUAUCGAUAUACCAGGAAGAACUGAAGUACGUUUUACUUUGUUUAGUGAAUCUGGCAUAGGUUUAAAGAGUACAUUUGAAAGUAGUACCCGGUAUAAUACUCAAUCAGAAGCUACAAAUAGCAAUCCAAGCAAGCCACCAACUUCCAAUAAUUUUGUAAAUGCUACGAAGGUAGCUAGUGCUUGCAACUCAUCUUCCAUGAAUCGGACACAAUUGAAUGAUACACAAUCACAAGCUUCAAAUAGUUCUUCAACUACCUCAUCUCGGUCUUCUCAAUCAUUGGAGCGCGACAACUUAAAAAAUCAAGGAUCUACUAUGGGGGCUUCUAACUUGCAAAACAAAAUAGAUAAUACAUAUCAGUCUACGAGGAUACACUUGUUUCCUCCUUCUCCAUUAUUUUAUCAAGCUACUCCAAAUAAGAGGAAGUCAACUGCACCAAACUCAUCAACUUCCGCUAAUUUUGAAAGCGGUAAAAAGGCACGCUUGGAUCAUGUUGAUAUACCUUGUGGAGUUGAGACACCUUUUACUUCGUUUUCAGAAUCUAACCUAGGUUCGAGGCAGAGUACAUUUGCAAGUUGUACCCGAUAUGAUACUCAAUCAAAAGCUACAAAAAGUCAUUCGACAACUUCCUAUCUGGCUUCUCGGUCAUUAGAACACGACAACUCCAACAAUCAAGGAUUUACUACCGGUGGUUCUAAUUUACAAUGUAAUUCGACAACUUUCUUGUCUUCUCGUCCAUUAUAUUAUCAAGCUAGACCAAAUCCGCCAACUUCCACUAACUUUGAAAGUGCUAAAAAGGCACGCUUGGAUAAUGUUAAUAUACCUCGUGUAGUUGAGGAACCUUUUACUUUGUUACCAGAAUCUAUCCUAAGUUCGAGGCAGAGUACAUUUGAAAGUAGUACUCAAUAUGGCACACAAUCAAAAACUACAAGCAGUCAUUUGACAACUUCCUCUCAACCUUCUCGGUCAUUAGAGCGCAACAACUCCAAAAAUCAAGGAUCAACUAUGGGUGGUUCAAGUUUGCAAAACAAAAUAGAUAUCACAUAUUAUUCUACCAGGAUAAACUUGUCUUCUCCUCCUCCAUUAGUUCAUCAAGCUACCCCUAAUAAGAGGAAAUCUAUUGCACAAAAUCCAUCAACUUCCGCUAAUUUUAAAAGCGCUAAAAAGGCCCGUUUGGAUAAUGUCAAUAUAUCUCGUGAAAUUGAGCCACCUUUUACUUCAUUUCCUGAAUCUAACCUAGGUUCAAGGAAGAGUACAAUUGAAAGUAGUACUCGGCAUGGCACAAAAUCAAAGGCUGCAAAUAGUUAUUUGAUGGCCUCCUCUCAACCUUCUCGGUUAUCAGAGCCUGCUCACUCCAAAACCCCGGGAUCUACUAUGGGUAGUCCUACUUUGCAAAUCGAAAUGGAUAAUGAUGAUCACUCUUUUGGCAUAGGGUUGUCUGCUUCUCAAUUAUAUUCCCGAGCUGCUCUUAGUAAAGAGAAAUCAGCUGCACCACAACGUGCUCAAUCAUCUAACUCAAAGACGUUUUCGAAUCCCUUCCACGCUCCAACACAAUCUGUUAGGUUUGGUUCAAAAAACCAUGGUUUGUUUCGAAAUCCAGAGGCCACGGAGCCACCAACUUCCACUAAUUUUCAAAGAGCUAAGAAGUCACCUAAUAUUUGUACUUUAUCCUCCAUGAAUCAGGAACCUUUUACUAUGUUUAGUUCUUAUAUGGAAUUGCCUUCUCCUCCAUUAUUUCCUCAAACAGUCUCUUGUAAGAAGAAAACUACAAGUGGUAAGAAGGCAACAUGCAAUAGCUCUAAAGAAAGUCAUGCGACGAGCUCCUCUAAGCCUUCUCGGUCAUUAGGUUCCGGAUUGUCUUCUCCUCUAUUAUUAACUCAAGCUGUCCCUAGUAAGAAGACAUCUGAAGCUGCCUCUAGUAAGAAGAAAUCUGAAGCUGCCACAAGUAAGAAGAAAUCAGAUCCUCCUAAGAAGCUGCUACAAGGAACAGGGUUAUCUUCUCUAUUAUUAACUCAAGGUGCCACUAGUAAGAAGAAAUCUGAAGCUGCCUCUAGUAAGAAGAAAUCUCAAGCUGCCACUAGUAAGAAGAAACCAGAUUCUCCUAAGAAGCUGCUACAAGCAACAGGGUUGUCUUGUCCUCUAUUAUUAACUCAAGGUGCCACUAGUAAGAAAUCUGAAGCUUCGUCUAGUAAGAAGAAAUCCCAAGCUGCAUCUAGUAAGAAGAAAUCAGCUUCCCCUAAGAAGUUGCAAGCAAGCAAGUCAUCAACUGCCCCCAAAUCUAAAAGUUGUAAGCAGAUAGCUGGCAUUACAGGCUCCUCUCAGCUUUCUCGGUCAUUAGUGCUCUGUAACUCUUCUGCAAUAGAGUCGUCUUCAUUAGUGCUCGGUAACUCUUCUGCAAUAGAGUCGUCUUCAUUAGUGCUCGGUAACUCUUCUGCAACAGAGUCGUCUUCUGUAGAUGCUCCCAGUUGUCUUCUCCUCGAGUAUAAAUGGCAAGUGCUAUAA
Messenger RNA from Vicia villosa (hairy vetch), 3375 nucleotides. RefSeq lists its product as uncharacterized. Lineage: Eukaryota; Viridiplantae; Streptophyta; Magnoliopsida; Fabales; Fabaceae. Bases 1 to 3375 code for a protein of 1124 amino acids. The record is from RefSeq and is a predicted model, not a curated record. The transcript is spliced from 13 exons.